AUGCAAUUCCGCGCUACUCUCAUUGCUUUCGCUCUCGCCACCCUUGCUGCCGCCACAACGACCGUCACGGUAACCCAACCGUCCCCUCCUCAUCCGACCCCGUUGCCUGCCAGUCAGUGUAACACUGGUGAACUCCACUGCUGCAACUCGGUUCAAAAUGCGAAUAGUGGCUCGGACCUCCUUGGGCUUGUCCUUGGACUCAUUGACGUGGUCGUUUUGCCCAUCACCGCCCAGGUUGGGCUCACCUGCAACCCAAUCAGCGUGAUUGGACUUGGAGGCAAUUCUUGCUCUGCUCAGCCCGUGUGCUGCCAGAAUAACAACUUCAACGGACUCGUCGCUAUUGGCUGCACCCCCGUCAACCUCAAUCUUUAG
Cyclocybe aegerita is the source of this 372-nucleotide messenger RNA. Lineage: Eukaryota; Fungi; Basidiomycota; Agaricomycetes; Agaricales; Hemipholiotaceae. The record is from the annotation of a GenBank genome assembly.